Molecule: messenger RNA, 1611 nt
Organism: Microplitis mediator
Lineage: Eukaryota; Metazoa; Arthropoda; Insecta; Hymenoptera; Braconidae
Exons: 1
Coding region: 1-1611 (536 amino acids)
Source: RefSeq, a predicted model, not a curated record
AUGCGCUUAAUAUUAAAUCUCAAAAAGCUUAAUACUUUUAUUGAUCCAAAACAUUUUAAGUUGGAAGAUAUUCGAACAGAUUUGAAGCUGAUGAUGAAAGGACACUUCAUGGCCAGUAUUGAUCAGCAAGACGCGUAUUUAACUAUUCCAAUUCAUGAAAAUUAUUGUAAAUUUUUACGAUUUCGGUGGAAAGGGCAAUUGUAUGAGUAUGUGUGUUUACCUUUCGGUUUGUGCACAGGGCCUUGGUUAUUUACUAAGAUUACAAAACCCAUUAUCAAUUAUUUGAGAAGUUUGGGAUGGGUAUCAGUUGUAUAUCUAGACGAUUGGUGGUUAACUUCUAAGACAAUGAAAGAUUGUAAAGAAAAUGUUUCUGUCACUAGAAAAUUGUUAGAAUCGUUAGGAUUUGUUAUCAAUGUUGACAAAAGCGAUCUAUGUCCAUCAACUACUUGUCAAUUCCUAGGAUUUGUUUUAGAUUCUAGUGCAAUGACUUUAGAAUUAACUCAAAAAAAGAGAGAACAUAUUUUAGAAUUAGUUAAGAAAUUCAAAACAAUUGAUACCUGUGUAAUUAGAGAUUUCGCCUGUUUUGUAGGUAAUAUUAUAGCAGCUUGCCCAGCUGUUAAUUAUGGCUGGUUUCAUUCCAAGUUAUUUGAACGUCAAAGGUACUUAGCGUUACUUUAUUCUCACGACAAUUAUGACUCAAAUAUGCGACUAGAUCAAUCCUUGAGGACAGAGUUUGAAUGGUGGGAAGAGAAUAUUUUAACUGCUAAAAAUCCAAUUCGUCAAUAUGAAUAUAAGAUAACAAUUUUUUCUGAUGCUUCAUUAACGGGCUGGGGAGCUUCGUGUAAUGAUAAAGUCGUUUUUGGUCAAUGGGAUUCGAGGGAAAGUUCCUUUCAUAUUAAUUGUUUGGAGUUAAUUGCAGCAUUUAAUGGUUUAAAAGCUUUUGCUUCUCAUUUAUCAAAUUGCGAGAUUCUAUUAAAAAUUGACAACUCAACAGCUAUCGCGUACAUUAAUAGAAUGGGUGGAAUUAAAUGUCAAAAUUUAAAUAAUGUUACUCGCGAUAUAUGGUCCUGGUGUGAGCAACGAAACCUUUGGUUAUUUGCGACACAUAUUCCAUCAAUAGAAAAUGUAAUAGCUGAUUCAGCAUCUAGAAUUAAUAAUAUUGAUACGGAGUGGGAAUUGGCUCCUUGGGCUUUUAGACAAAUUUAUAAUCUAUUUGGUCAGCCGCAAAUAGAUUUAUUUGCAUCUGUAAAUAAUAAGAAAUGUGUCGAUUAUUGUUCCUGGCACAGGGAUCCCGAAGCUUUUUGUAUAGAUGCUUUUACUAUUAAGUGGGACACUUUUUAUUUUUAUGCGUUCCCACCUUUUUCCUUGAUUUUAAAGACUCUUAGAAAAAUUCAAGUAGACCAAGCUUGCGGUAUUGUAGUGGUACCAGAAUGGUUUACUCAACCCUGGUACCCUCUUUGGUUGUCUUUAUUAAUACAACCCCCCAUUUUUUUUAAACCAUCUGAUAAUUUACUACUUGAUCCCUGUAGGAGGCUACAGCAUCCACUAGCCGGCAAGCUGACCCUAAUGGCAGGGAGAUUAUCAGGCAAGCUUUCGAAAAACGUGGGAUAA